Molecule: messenger RNA, 543 nt
Organism: Elephantulus edwardii (Cape elephant shrew)
Lineage: Eukaryota; Metazoa; Chordata; Mammalia; Macroscelidea; Macroscelididae
Gene: WFDC2
Product: WAP four-disulfide core domain 2
Exons: 4
Coding region: 1-543 (180 amino acids)
Biological process (GO): innate immune response; antibacterial humoral response
Cellular component (GO): extracellular region
Molecular function (GO): peptidase inhibitor activity
Source: RefSeq, a predicted model, not a curated record
AUGCUCGCGCGCUGCCUCGGUCCGCUCGCCGCCGCCCUGCUGCUGGGCCUCCUGCUGUUGGACCUGCCCGCAGGCCACAGCAACACAGAUGCACCGAAGGCGGGAGUGUGCCCCAAGCUCCCGGAGGACCAGAACUGCACCGUGGAGUGCGUCUCAGAUCGCAACUGCACCGACAACCUCAAGUGCUGUCACUAUGGCUGCGCCUCGCUCUGCGUCCUUCCCAACGCCCCCUCCCCUGAGCGGGACAAAGGCAUCGCUGAGGAACAAAGCUCAGGGGCCACCCCAGCUGAAUCCGAGCCCUUCGUGCGUGACGGCUUUCCGGGCGUACACAGCGGGACAUUGUUCCGGGGACGCGGGGCCUGGGCCUGCGGGAAGCUGGGGGCGGGGUCAGAAAAGCCAGGUUUCUGCCCCAACCUGGGUUCAAGCAUAUUACCACUCGGCUUCUGCCAUGACCAGUGCAAUGUGGACAGCGAUUGUUCUGGCCCGGGAAAAUGCUGCGUCAAUGGCUGUGGGAAACUGUCUUGUGCCACACCUACCCCCUGA